AAUUUACCGAAUAACUGAGGCGGAGUUGUAAGUUUUCAAGUAGCCGAGUUCCCACAUCAGCUGCCCAAAAGUGCACCAGAGGCGAGGUGCUGAAGGACAUUGAACCAUGCGAUAUACUGGAUUAUUUAUAUCACUGCUUUCUUUUGUUUAUACAUGGGAGAGUCUUGAGGCAGCGGAUGCAGCUUUACCUCAUGUGAUGCACUAUGAUGUUGUUCGAAUUCAGGCACUGAAUGGGCGAACGAAAAGGAGCGCCUCUUCUCUCAAGACCUAUCCUGAAAAACUUGAAUAUGCUCUAGCUGUAGAUGGGAGGAACUUCAGAAUUUCUUUGCAAAGAAAUAGAGAGCUUUUAGGAAAACAUUACACUCUGGCACAUUAUAACGAAGAUGGGAUUGUGGAAACAUCAGGCAAUAUUGACCACUGCUACUAUCAGGGAUAUAUCCAGGACAUAGAGGAUUCUUCUGUCAGUGUUGGUCUGUGCUCUGGAAUGCAAGGAUUUCUGAGAGCAGAAAAGCAAGUUUACUUAAUAGAGCCCCUAGAAGAGUCUGUGGAUGGGGACCAUGCUAUAUACAAACAAGAGCAUUUAAGGUCCAAGCGGGGGGCAUUUGGAUACAUUAAUGACACAGUCAAUGACCUUGGUCCAAGAUUUAGUGGGCUGUAUAAAAGCAAAAAUAUGAAAAUCCCCAGUGGAAGAGAGCGGAUUGUUGAGUUGGUUUUGGUCGUUGAUCAUAUGGAGUACAAAAGGUUUGGGAGUUUAAAGGACAUUGAAGCAAGAAUGAUGUUGGUCGCUAAUCAUGUGGACAAGCUUUACCGACCUUUAAACAUACGUGUCAUGUUGGUUGGGCUUGAGAUUUGGUCUCAAAGGGACAUGAUUGAUGUCAGCCAUAUACCGAAUGAUACUCUGGCAAGAUUUUUAAAAUGGUGUCAGGAUAUUCUUGUCAAGAGGAAGAAGCAUGACAAUGCCCAUUUUAUUACUGCCGUAGAUUUUCAGGGAACCACUGUUGGGUUGGCAACAAUGAAUGCUAUGUGCUCUCCAUCCUCUGGUGCUGUGAAUAAGGACCACAAUAUCAAACCCAUUGCAGUGGCUUCUACCAUUGCCCAUGAAAUGGGACAUAAUCUGGGCAUGUCACAUGAUAAUGCAAACUGUGGGUGCUCCUCUAGCAAGGGCUGCAUUAUGCAAGACACCAUUGGGGAUGUUUAUCCUGACACUUUCAGUGCAUGCAGUCAAGCAUCCUUAAAGACAUUUUUGCAGAAUUAUGACGCCAGCUGUCUGCUAGAUAUGCCAGAUGAUGGCGAACUAUAUGGGGGCCCAGUGUGUGGGAAUGCUUUUGUGGAAAAAGGCGAGGAGUGUGACUGCGGAACUGUCAAGGAAUGCAACAAUCCCUGCUGCAAUGCCUCCACUUGUCUGCUGAUCGAAGGUGCCCAUUGUGCACAUGGAGAGUGCUGCCACAAUUGCCAGCUGAAGAAAUCAAGCAGUCUGUGCAGACAAAGUGCUCAUGACUGUGAUUUGGAAGAGUACUGUACAGGAGAGUCAGCCGUCUGUCCCAAAGAUGACUAUAAGAUGAAUGGACUCCCCUGCAAUUCUAAUCAGGGUUACUGUUACAAUGGACAGUGUCCAACACAUCAGGAACACUGCAAGUUUCUGUGGGGAUCAGAUGCUGUUGUUGAUGCUGAUUCCUGCUUUCAGCACAAUGUAUAUGACGGAACUUCCAAAUCUGCUGAGCACAUGAAAUGUGGGAAAAUAUUCUGUUCUGGUGGGAAUUUGUUCCCUAUAACAAACAGAAAAUUGAGAGUAACCUUGGAAUCAAGAACCUGCUACAUGGCUUUGGAUCCCUCAACCACAGAAGACUUGGGGAUUGUUCCUACAGGCACCAAAUGUGGUACUAAUAAGGUGUGUUACAACACCCAUUGUCUGGACAUUAGUAUAUAUGGCACUGAGAACUGUUCUAAUAAAUGCAACAAUCGUGGGGUGUGUAACCAUGAGAGGACGUGUCACUGUGAUCCAGGCUGGGCACCACCCUAUUGUGAUGUUCAACUUUCAGAACUUCCAAAAAUCAGAAGCACUGUGAUAAUUGGUGUGACUACAUCUGUUGUUGUCCUGAUACUGAUCGCUGCUAUCAUUGGAGCACUGUUGUGUCGCAGAAAAAUAAAAGCAGCAUUUAAAAACAAAAGGUUUUUGAAGGACACCAACACUUCCUCAGGCCAGUGCAAUCCAGCAUUCCAACAGGGCAGUGCAAAGAACAGCCCCAGAUGUGCACAAACACGCAUCAGUCAACCACAUUUCAUUGAGUCAUCCUCUACUCUAGCCUGCAAAACUCAUUAUGAUUCAGCUAUGAUCUGUAGACCAGCACCAAUGCCUCCAAAGGACACAACACAAAAUAGGAUUGAACAGAUUGUGGAACCGUCCAUCCCACCUAUUUCCAGAAACAUUCAUCCUAUUCAGGCAAAACCCCUAUUGCCACCAUCUAAACCACUUCCUCCUUCAAGACCUUUACCACAACUGACGCCCAAACUGGAGGCUAAACCAAAACCACCUCCAGUGCCGCCAUCAAAACCUUCAGGGUUACAACCAGUGUAUACUCCACCACAGGCCAUCCAGAAAGUAGCACUGAAGCCACCUGCCAGGCCCAAAUGACUUGGAACAGUUUGAGUUUGAGUCAUUGGGAGCUUCAGAAGAAGCUUGGUAUGCAUAACAGGGGGAGCAGUUUAUGAGCUGAACAAAGCUCAUCUUUCUUUGUGGUAUUGCUGGGAAUGACAAGAUGAAGUUAAAGGAGAUGGUAAAAUAGUAUGAAGCAUUUGCACUCACUCGCUCCCUCUGUUAUCUUGGUAUGACUUUGUACUGUUUGUUUCUAUUUCUGUUGCUGUAUUUUGGCCUUUUUUCUGUUUAUUUUUUGUAUGUUUUUAUUUGUAUUUUAAAGAAUAUGAUUUGCCACAGUUAACAGCCAUUUCCAGUUGCGUGUGAAAACAACCAGCAAAAUAUCAAUACAGGGCAUCCAACAUCCAUUUAGUUAAGUCCAUGCAAGUCUACAAAGUUCCUCCUUCAGAAUCAUAUUGCCUCCCAGGUAGCAGCGAAAAAGUCUGAUAUGUUAUAAAGAACUAUUCUUCAAAAAUAAGUUUAGUGCUUCCAAAGUUCUAGUGUACUUUUUAUAUCUCAGCAGGUAGAAGAAUUUUGAGCAAUUUCUAUCACCAAAAAACAAAACAAAACAAAAAAAUGAGUGGUUUUACACAUCUUAAUCUGUUUACAAGAUAGAUACGAGACCUGUCAGGCUUCUUUGAACAAAACCACUGGAUGUAUUCAGUGCCACAUGAAUCUGUAAAAUAGCACACUCAGUGUCAGUUCUUUACAAUAUAUUUGUAUUUUGUCUUAUUUAUAUGUUUCUGAAAACUUCAUUGUUGAGUUUAUUGUUUGAUUUGUGAUCUUUGUGCUUUUUUACUCUCAGACAAAGGCAAAAAUGUAUUUUUUGACCACAUAUAGUUUAAGAUAAAUCUUUCGAUCUCAGCUGGUCUGAUUUAAUUCUUUGUAAAUCUGAAAAUAAAUAGUGAUUAUAAUGUAUGUUUUUAUAUUUGUGUACUUUAAUAAAGUUUUUCACAUUUUCUUGUAAUUUGCUGGCAAUCACUCAUGGUUUUUUUACAUUUAGAUGUAUCUGUACAAUAAAGUUCUUUUUGUUAAUAUUA
Molecule: messenger RNA, 3672 nt
Organism: Myxocyprinus asiaticus (Chinese sucker)
Lineage: Eukaryota; Metazoa; Chordata; Actinopteri; Cypriniformes; Catostomidae
Product: disintegrin and metalloproteinase domain-containing protein 8-like
Exons: 25
Coding region: 107-2632 (841 amino acids)
Biological process (GO): inflammatory response; regulation of cell-cell adhesion; proteolysis
Molecular function (GO): cell adhesion molecule binding; metalloendopeptidase activity
Source: RefSeq, a predicted model, not a curated record